AUGUCAACAACAACAGAACAUUGCAAAAUCAUUUACACGGAGCAAGAGCAGUUCUCCAGUUUGAGAAUUGAUAGCGAAGUAGGCCCGUGUUCGAGCGUAGCCGUCUACACCGUCUCCUCGCAACGGUGUACAGAAGGCCAUGUCGAAGCGAGGGACAGGGACAGAACAGAUCAACAUGGCCUUCUGUACACGGUGCGAGGAGACGGUGUAGACGGCUACGCUCGAACACGGGCCUACUUCGCUAUCAAUUCUCAAACUGGAGAACUGCUCUUGCUCCGUGCGCUGGACCGUGAUCUCCCCUAUGGCAAGAGCGUAUGGAAGGUGAGAGUCCAAGUCCGCGACGGGCAGGCGCUGUGGAGUCGCCACGGGGACGGUCAUUACCACCAGUCCGUCAUCAGGCAGCCAGACACACCAGCCAUUUCCCAGGGAGAAACCAACGUCGCGUGGCGUAAUCCUGGGAACGGAGAAGUCAUUUCGGAGACUGAAGUAACGAAGGGCACCCGGGGGAAUAUUAUUGGCAAAAGAUCUCAUAAUCUUUCAUUAGUCAGUGAGGCUAAAAUUUCCAGGUUCAAACGUGGUCUAAGAGGAGUGACGAAGGUAAAGAGGGUGUCUCAAGGAAAUCGUGUUCUACGUGAAAGUAAACUAAAAGAAAGGAGGAAAUCCUUAAAGGGAUUAGACAGUGCAAACGAAGUUCGAGAAUGGGACUAUACAAACUCGGACUCCUUGAAAAGCCAAAGUUCUCAAGUUGGCUUAACUUCUCGAGAAAUCACUGAUCGGGAGGAUCUGGCGUUCGAUAGAUAUCAUGGAGUGUUUUCGAAACAAGAAACUAACGAGGAGGAACAAAUAACGUUACCAACGCGGAAAAAAGAUAUGAAAAGUUAUUUGGGAAACUUCGAGGGCAAAGUGGAAAGUCAUUUAAUAGAUCACAGUGACUUCGACCUUCAGCAGUUUCGUUUUUACGAAAAGUUAGGGUUUAGAAACAGAUACAUACGUGCAAUGUUUCCUUACUCUCAAAUCCCCGUGCAAAAAUACGUGUCAUAUGAGAACACUUAUAGAAAAUAUGGACACUUUAGAGUGCCAAUUAUAACAACAGAUACACCAUAUAUCCCGACACGACCUCAAUUCACCGCGGCAAACAAUGCAAAGGGCAAUAAACAAGGAAAAUACCCUCCAAACGGUGACAAUAAUUUGCAGAACAAGGUCGGAGUGAGACUCGACCCUCUGCACACCCCGAGCCAUAGCAGGUCAUCACGAGAGGCCAGGGCUGCACAAGGGCGCUUAGCCGGUGGCCAUGAACAGCAAUUAGGCUCUUAUGGCGGAGGAUGCGAGGACAAGGAAAACAGCAGACGCGACCGGGGGGAGAAGAGGAAGGAGGGCCUCGGGGGGCGUCGUGUCCAUGUGGUGGAGACGGUGCUCACUGUGCAGGUCAAAGACAUCAACGACAACCCGCCGGUCUUCCCCAACGCCACCAUGUUCGGGGAAGUCCAGGAGAAUGGGCCUAUUGACCUUUCAGUAUGUGUUGUAUCUGCCUGGGAUCCAGAUGAUGUGAUGGAGGGUAUGAAUGCCAAAUUUACAUACUCUAUUGAGAAGAAUGUGCUGCACGAACGGUCUGGUGAGGCUAUUUUUGCCAUCCACGCUGAGACGGGACUUGUGCGAACGGCGCUGUGCUGCUUGGACCGAGAAACCACACCAGAGUAUCACAUCCAGGUUGUAGCUACUGACGGGGGAGCUCUGAAAGGCACAGGUACAGUGGUGGUGCGACUAACAGACGUGAACGACAAUUCUCCGCGUCUGACACGCAAACUGUGGCAGGUGGAGAUAGAUGAAACGUGGGGUUCCGGUCCGCAGAGUGCCACACUGCUCGAAAUCACUGCUGAUGAUCCGGACACUUCAAAUUAUUUUCUUUAUCGUAUCGUCGAAGAAAGUGGCUGGGGUUGGCAACACUUUGCAAUGAGGACAGAGGGUUCCAUAGGUCAUUUAUAUGCGCAAAAGUCUCUUGACUUUGAAGAUGCGACUCAUAAGGAAGGGUUUGAGUUUAUGGUUCAAGUCACCGACAAAGGCAAAGGGGGCUGGCUAAUCCCCCGUCACACAGACACUGCAUGGGUGAUAGUAAAACUACGUGAUGUGAAUGACAACGCUCCACGUUUCCAGCCAGAGCACUUGUCUAUUACGUUAACGGAGAACGAGCUCCCGAAUGUCCCUUUAGCCAGAUUGUCGGCCACUGAUCUCGAUAUGGAAGGUAAGCAACUAGUUGAGUACCGACUGGAGGACAACUUCGGUGCCCUGAAUGUAGACACAAAGGGAAACCUUGGCUUGUGGCGUCCUCUGGAUCGCGAGAAUUUCGACGGAGGAACAGCUGUCGUCAGGGUGAUCGGCGUUGACCAAGGGUUGCCGCAUCCUCUUUCUUCCACGGCUACUGUUACGAUUUCGAUUAAUGAUGAGAACGAUUGUCCUCCUUAUGUUGUGGAUACGCUCUUCCACGUGACGGAGGAAAGACAGGCCACACUCUUAGGCGUCUUAACGGCUUCCGAUCAAGACGACUGGGAACUUGGUCAUGGGCCUCCGUUUUCCUACUCUCUCGCGUCCUCAAAUCCGCCUGAAAUGCUGAAUCUCUUUAGUAUUAAAUUAGAUGCUGAUUUGGACAACGGUCGUGGUGGCGCAGAACUAUGGACAACGGGACCCAUAGACAGGGAAGCACAACAGCAGUUGACGGUACUCGUGCAUGUGACAGACGCCGAGGGUUUGGCAGAUAAUACGAAAAUAACAGUCGUAGUCGAUGAUAUUAACGACAACCCUAUGAAACCUGCCACUAAAUCCGUCUAUCUUUGGAGGCCGGAGGGAGGAACAACAGACAUUCCUUUAGGUCGAGUUUACGUAGACGACCGAGACGAUUGCGACCUUAACGACAAGACGUUCCAGUGGGUCACCUCCCCCCACCCACACUUCAACCUUAACCAUCAUUCUGGCGAGAUAUUUGCUUCCAGCCAGGUUAGUGAGGGAAGAUUUACACUGAGGUUUUCCGUGACGGACACCCUGUGGGGAAGUGUGUCGACAAACGUUAGUGUAUACGUACACAUAUUAACAGAAGAGUCAAUCCGCCACGCUACGCCCAUUGUACUGAACCCCAUCACGGCUGCUGCGCUCAUCGAUGGAUGGACUCCGUCGAGUGGUGGAGGUGUGUUGGGUAGAUUAGUCCAGAGUGUCUUGAAGGUCGUUGGCGAAUUCACUCAUACCGUCGAAGUAGUGAGUGUCUCGGACUUUCGACACCCAUCACGCCAACAAAGGAAUCGCUCCAGAUCACACACAGCUGAUGGAGAUAACACGGAAAGGACGAAAGAUUAUUAUCAUCAUUAUCAUCAUCUUAGUCCUUUGUCUUGUGUGUGGAUUAGUGUUAAGGAGAACAGUGGAAGAUUUGUGGACCCUGUUAAGCUGCGUGGCCUCAUUGACCUUCAAAUAUGGAAAGUGUGGGAGAUGACGAGGCUGAAAGUAAUCAUGGACGACUUUGAAGAUGCAGACGAGUCCUGGCGAUCCGAGAAUUCUUCUCUUCUGCACAGCCGUACCAACGACCUCCAGGAGUCGUCCUUCGUGGCCUCCCUUGCUUCCACUGCACUUCCACUGCAGGUGGUGGAUAUUAAUGCCACCUCACUGGUGACUCCGCGCCUCACUCGCACCAACGAUUGCUACAUUUACGAGGCCGAAUAUUGCACAAGUUCCAGCACUUGUCUCAAUGGAGGGAUAUGUCCUAAAACACCAGCACCCAAUAAGUGCAUCUGCCCAGGUGAAUCGUGGGGUUCCAGGUGCAAGAUCCUCGCCCGCACCUUCUUCGGAAAGGGAUGGACUUGGGUUCGCCCUCUUCCUUCUUGUUUACCUACCACGAUAUCCAUUCGUAUCCUUACUCGUCAGCAAGAAGGCCUUGUAAUGUAUUCAGGGCCACUGUCUUCCAAACCUCGAACUCCUGAUACUUCGUCAACAAUUAUGGUGCUGCAACUUUGGCAAGGAAUGCCUCAGUUAUUGCUACAGGGUCGAGGUGGACCUCUGAAAGUAGAAUUGAACACGACUAUUAAUGAUGGGUAUUGGCAUACUGUUCGCAUUCAUCUGCAGUCGAAGGGUGUGAUGAUGAUUUUAGACCCAUGUACUAGGAAUGUACAAAACUCCGGCCAUGAGGAUACACACUGCCUGGCUCGAGUUACAUGGAAGAAUAUACACGAGCCAGGUGGCCGACCUAGGUUUGGUCAUGGAAUCCUACAGUUGGGUGGAAGAGCAAACACGCCCUUUCGCUUAGCUGACCACGGAUGGACUAUAGAACCUACCUCGCACUUCCUGGACGGCUGUAUCUCACACCUAAGAAUCAACGGUCAGCUGGUAGACCUUGGAGAGCCAGCCUAUAGUGAGGGCAGUGAGAGCGGUUGCAGGUCCCAGGAAAUGGCGUGCCGUCGUGUCGUGAAAACUUGCAGAGAACAUGGGCGUUGCGAAGGCGGGGUUGAACAGCCCGAGUGCAAAUGUGAACCAGGGUGGUCAGGAUACGGUUGCCAGGUGGCUACGAUACCUACAACUCUGAGAGCGUCAUCCUACGUGAGGAUAGCCCUAUCUUUCACGCCGCCGCCCCAUCUGUUGACCGUACAGUUGAGACUGAGAACGCAAGGGGCUCAAGAUGGUCAACUGGUUCUCGUCAAAACUUAUGACGAUGUCAAUGCCCUGUCUAUACAUCUCCGUGCAGGCGUGGCGUGUGCAUCACUGAAUUAUGGUGGGCGUGAAUCAAGAGAGGUAUGUGUGAAUAACCGCCCACUCGAUGACGGAUCCUGGCACGUCGUCAGAGCAGAAUGCCAGAGUUACAGCCUGGCGAUGAGUGUGGAUGACGGCGACGGCUGGAGGAGAAAUGAUUCAGUGCCCGAAUUCGAGAAGGAAGACGUACCAGCACCGAUGCAUGUGGGCAGAAUCGAGUCCGUGUUCGUUGGAGGAAUGCCAGAGUUCACGGGCGUUGGUCACGUUAGCGUCCAAGAUGAUUUGCGAGACGCCUGUAUAGACGACCUCCGAGUUUCUGAUAAGCCGUUACCGCUUCCUCCUGCAAACAACCUAUCACCUUGGGGUCAGGUAACAACAAUGCAAAAUGUAGACCCGGGAUGUGUAGCGGCCGGUACUUGCUAUAACACCAGUUGCCCAGCUCCACUCACUUGCUCUGCCUCAUGGGGACGAAGUGUCUGCAGUUGUGGACCGGGGACGCAGUAUGUUGACGAUACCUGCGAGGACGUGGACGAAUGCCUGUGGAACCCGUGUCUGCAUGGAGGCUCGUGCUUGAACGCUAAGCCCGGUUUUCUCUGUAUAUGCGGACCGGGCCAUUCCGGCCAUCACUGUCAGUGGACCAACCGAGACUCUGCGGCUCAUCCUUAUACAAUGCAAUUAAUCAUAAUAGCACUGACGCUGUCUGUUAUUUUUGUAGUGGUGGUUGGUUUGGUUGUUUCCAUACGUCUCCGUUACUCCUCGCUCACUCGGUCGAAAAGAAAGCAGUCUAGUAACGAAGUAGAGAGACAGAAGGAAAGGAUAAAUGCAGAAGAGUACAAAAUGGCCGAAGGAACAGCCUGUACGAAACCGAAAUCACAGCAUCAAGCUUCUUUGAAAUGUUUCAUGGUCAGGUUGCCUCGGGAGCAGCUUAAUGUGCACAAUAAAGAGCCCGAGAGCCCGUCGCAGGCUGAAACUCCUGCAGGAAAGCCACCCCUUUUCGUUAUCCCGAAGGACGACCUCCGCGCCUACGCUUACGAGGGCGAAGGGUCAUCCUCCGGAUCGCUCUCGUCAGCCGCUUCGUCAAGUCAACGCGGAGAGAGUGGUGACGAAGCUCCGAACACAGCCCUGGCACCGGGUUUUCUAGAUGUCAUAGAUCUUUUGAAAAAUUUGCCUGAUGCUACAAAAUCACCCAUUUUUGAUACGUCAAGAAAGAGGAAUCCGUCUUGCUUACCAGUGCAAGAAAAGGGCAAGGAACCUCAGGCAGAUGAAAAUCACGAAUCAAUUAAUCCAGCUUCGGUAACAGCUAGUUCCCACGUGACCAGUGAAUGUGGAAAUAUUUGAUAAGUGUAAAUACAGGCAGCUUCUACUGACUGACAAGUAUCACGAGAUGCUCCUCGAGGACCGUCACUCAACACUUCAUCCUUUGCCUCAUUACUCCAAUCUGCAAGUCAGAAGAGCUGUAACGAUAUAAAUGAAUGUCUUCUUAACACUCUGAGAACAAUUUUAUGGCAAUGUAACAUCUGUAUUUAUAAAAUGGAUUUUAAACUAAUGUUGCAGAUGAUAUGAUUUUAUGUGAGUAAAAUCUUUCUAAAAGCUUUUACAAUUUGUCACACAAAAUGUUUUAGAGACUAAUAAAAUUACAAGUCAAAUGUUA
Messenger RNA from Penaeus monodon (black tiger shrimp), 6373 nucleotides. Its product is annotated as putative neural-cadherin 2. NCBI's taxonomy places the organism in Eukaryota, Metazoa, Arthropoda, Malacostraca, Decapoda, Penaeidae. The coding region runs from base 1 to 6060 and encodes 2019 amino acids. Gene Ontology annotation, cellular component: plasma membrane; catenin complex. Gene Ontology annotation, molecular function: cadherin binding; calcium ion binding. The record is from RefSeq and is a predicted model, not a curated record. Gene Ontology annotation, biological process: homophilic cell-cell adhesion. The transcript has 25 exons.